AUGGAGGAGGUCAGUGCUGAUGGAGGAGGUCAGUGCUGGAGGAGGUCAGUGAUGGAGGAGGUCAGUGAUGGAGGAGGUGGUGUGCGACCAACACUCCGUGGUCGGAUAACUACAGGGUUCUGUUUUGGCCGGAGCGUCUUCAAAGCUCAUGACAUCACUUCCUGUAAGGUGUGGACUCACAGCGGGAGAGGAGCGGCCGAGUGCGUGGCUCUGAAUCACGCCGUCGCAGCAGAUAAGACGACAUAG
Knipowitschia caucasica is the source of this 246-nucleotide messenger RNA. NCBI's taxonomy places the organism in Eukaryota, Metazoa, Chordata, Actinopteri, Gobiiformes, Gobiidae. The record is from the annotation of a GenBank genome assembly.